Molecule: messenger RNA, 675 nt
Organism: Theileria orientalis strain Shintoku
Lineage: Eukaryota; Apicomplexa; Aconoidasida; Piroplasmida; Theileriidae
Exons: 5
Coding region: 1-675 (224 amino acids)
Source: RefSeq, a predicted model, not a curated record
AUGAUGGAACAAAUAGAGGACCCAUUUAUGGACACAGAUGAUAACAUAUAUGAUAACGAUGACACAGAAUACUUUAAAAAUAUAACAGAAGUGGAUUUAAAAAAGAUAAGUGACCAGUAUGUGGAGUAUUUGAAGUUAAUAAAAGAUAACUGGUCAUCAUGCCACGCAUCUAAAAUGCUCAACAAGAAUUUGCUAAGUAGGUACAUAGUACUGAGGUUCCGACAGCUGUCAGCUCCACUAAGAGUGAGAAUUUUAACGAGUUUCUUAUACAUAAAGGAGUAUCUGAGAAUAGACUGUCAAAAGCAACUAGUAAGAAUAUCUAAAUUUGCGGAAACAGACGCAAACGAAUGGGUGAGAAAAAUGGGAAAGUUAGUGAAGCCGUACAUUAACACGGGAAUAAUUGAUUUGAGGCUGAUAGAUACAGAAACGGCGUUCCGUAUAAUAACGUUCCUGGAUGAAAAAUUAUUGGAAUCCGGAGACGCAGAGUACGUAAGGAAGAGCGGAAUAGACGAAGUGCACAUAUGUAACCCAAACGACUUCGAUUUCGAACACAUGAAUGAAAUAAUAAAGGAUGAUGAGUACACACUGUACACACCAAGACAUAAUUUCGAUUACCUGGGAGAAACAAUAGAAAAAAGAGGAUUAUACAGCCUCAGGGAGUCAUAUAAUCACUAA